GGGUGGGCCGGUCGCGCGAGAGACGAGUUCAGUUCGUUUUAACGUCGGGCACCGCGUGCGGUUUUUGCUCGGCCGUCGUCGUCGCAGUCGUCGUAUAGCGGUUUUUCGUCUCGUCGUCUUUUCGAAAUUUUCUUUUACCACUCGGCCGAUAACCACGUGCGAAUCUAAGAAAAAAAAAAAUAUCAAAAAUAUUGUACAUUGUAUUAAAAAAAAAAUAUAUAUAUAAAUAUUUCUAAAACCUAUUGUGAAUUUCCGAGAAAUUGACAACACGUAUCGUUUAUUGUCAUCUUAAUUUUGGACUAAUCUCUCGCAAGACGAGAAAUCCGACAACCAAUUGGAAACGGCAGUGAUGGUGAAAUUGCGUCGACUUGGGAAUUGGAUUACCGGUGAUUACCGUCCAUAGUCUAUUCAUUCAGUGUUCAUUAAAAAUGGCAUUGUACACCUUUUAUCAAUUAUAACCAUGGACCGCAUUGUCAAAAAAAAAACCCUUUUGGUGUAUGGUCAUUGGUCAUCGCCGUUGAACUGUGUCACCAAAUAUUUAAAAUCCAAUUCAGCUGUUUUAUAGUUUUUAUUAUCUUUUUUCCACGCAACAUUCUUGGUGUAAAAAUUGAGUUUCUGUUAUUAUUGCGACGGCAAAUGUUAAGCACCGAUAAACCCCAACAAUUUGUCAUCAUUGAAAGGUGUUUUUUUGUUGCGAACAGCGUGCUCGGAUGAAUAAGCUAUAAAUCAAAAUGUAUGGACAGUUCGUGGAAAUAGACGCGUAACAGGAAAUUUCUGUCAAUUCAAUUAGUGCCUAAAUAAAGAUCAUUGUUGAAUAAUUAUCCAAGUGCAGUUAGCAUACAAAGCCGCUCAUUAUGUAGAAAUUUAACCCUCGUUAGGUCAGGGCGCACUGUCAUUUGGAGGCGGUGCCGGGUGAAUAUACUAUCAUCAUCAUGCAGCCGGCGUGACGGACGGCAAUGCGGCGAUGACGGCGACCGCCAGCGUGACCUGAGUGGCCGGCCGGUUAUGCUCGGGUCGGCGUACCCGGAUGUCGUUUAAAUGGACGGCGUCAACGUCACGGCCGCAGUGUACGAGCACAACGAGACAGUGGUGUCGUGGCCGAAGAACGCGACCACCGCCGCCGGGCCGCCGUCAACGUACACGGCGCUGGAAGCGUUCACCAUCGGCUCCGUGCUGUUCCUGGUCAUCGUGGUGACGAUCGUCGGCAACGUGCUCGUCUGCAUCGCCGUGUGUCUGGUCCGCAAGCUCCGGCGCCCGUGCAACUACCUGCUCGUGUCGCUGGCCGUGUCCGACCUGUGCGUGGCCCUGCUCGUCAUGCCCAUGGCCCUGCUCUACCUGGUCCUCGGCAAAUGGCCGUUCGGCACGUUCAUGUGCGACCUAUGGGUGUCGUUCGACGUGCUGUCGUGCACCGCGUCCAUAUUGAACCUGUGCAUGAUCAGCGUGGACCGGUACUACGCCAUCACCAAGCCGCUCGAGUACGGCGUGAAGCGGACGCCCCGCCGGAUGUUGGUGUGCGUGUCGCUGGUGUGGCUGGGCGCGGCGUGCAUUAGCCUGCCGCCGGUGCUCAUACUGGGCAACGAGCACUCGACCGUGGACGGGGUGCCGCACUGCACCGUGUGCCAGAACUUCGGUUACCAGAUAUACGCGACAUUGGGCUCGUUCUACAUACCGCUGACCGUCAUGAUCACCGUGUACUACAAGAUCUUUCGGGCCGCCCGCAAGAUCGUGCUGGAGGAGCGGCGGGCACAGAGCCACCUGGAGAACAGCCACUGUUACCUGGAGAUCAGCGUCAAGAACGGCGUUGGCCCGGUCGAGUCGAAAAUCGCCGCCGCCGCGCCGGAACGCGGCCAACACGAUCACCGGGCCAGCAGCAGCGCCAGCACUGUGACCACGUGCAGUGGAACGAUAGGGAGCGGUGCACGCGGUGGCGACGGGUGCCGGUGCUGUUCGAUGGUACGCCGGUCGGUGGGCGAGUAUCAGUGCCCAGUGCUGAUGGUAGUGCCCAGCAACGGCCACAACGCAGGACGCCCGGCGGCCGCGGCCACCAAGAAACCAGAGUCCGGCGGCAAGAAGCUCAGGUUCCAGCUGGCCAAGGAGCGGAAAGCGUCCACCACGCUGGGCAUCAUCAUGAGCGCGUUCACCGUGUGCUGGUUGCCGUUCUUCGUGCUGGCGCUGGUCAGGCCGUUCCUCAGCGACCCGUCCAGCAUACCCAGCUCGCUGAGCAGCCUGUUCCUGUGGCUGGGCUACGCCAACUCGUUACUGAACCCCGUGAUCUACGCCACGCUGAAUCGAGACUUCCGAAGGCCGUUCCAGCAAAUACUGUACUUCAAGUGUGGCUCGCUGAACCACAUGAUGCGCGAGGAAUUUUACCAUUCGCAGUACGGCGACCCGGAGCCGCAGCACUCCACACACUAUUGCGUGAUACCCGGAGAGCCAAACAUCGUGCCGCACCACCCGUCGCCGACCAAACCGGACGACACGCGGACCGGCACCGAUUCCAAUCAACAGACGUUGGCUUCCGAGUCGUUCCUCUAGUAGUGACCGGAUUAUCACGACCCCGCGAGACAGCGACACAACAAUAUAUUAAACGAUAACAUAUAUUAUCCGUUCGGCUCGGCGGCGACACGCCCGAAGCAAAAUCGGUAGUCGCACAGUCCGGCGACGGUGAUGAUAGUCUAUAAUAAUAUUACAAAAUAUUAUACAAUAAUAACUGUGUGUACUCGGGCUGCGAGAUGAUAAUAUUAUUGUGUUUGCCGAUUUCAUUAGUUCGUUUAAUGUUUUUUUCCGAUUCUGUCCGCGUGGGACGGACUCCGAGUAAAAAAUAAUAACAAUAUACGUUAAACGAUAUUCCCUGAACGUCAAAAACUGCAAAAACGGUAAAACAUAUAAUAUAUAAUUCAUUAUAUAACAUAAACAUAAUAUAUAUAUAUAUAUAAAUAAUUAUCUAUACAUUAUCUGUUUUUGUUUUUUUAUGAUCGCGCAAUAAACACUUAAUUCGCGGUUUGAUAUAAAUAAUUAUAAAAUCGUGCCGGAGUUUGUCAUAAACGUUUUGACCGUAUAAUUAUCUUAAAUUGUAUUACAUCAGAAACAUUUUUCGAUGUUUCGAUGAUAUUGUUUUGAUGACAACGGCGUGAUCAAAGAUUUUAAACAACAUGUAAUUUAUGUGAAAAUGUAUGUAAUAUUAUCUAAUUGAUUUUUUGUAGUUUGUGUCUUUCGUUGUGAUCACUUUGAUAUAAUAUAUUUAUCCGUACGCAUUACGCUUAUAUACGUAUGCGUAGAUCCUAAUUUAUUUUCACUGAACUACUGUAAUAAAAUUGUAUACUCUCAAUCAAUUUUAAUUUUUUGAUUCUAUAUUAUUUUUAUCUUCUAUUCUAUAUUGAACAACGAAUUUGGAAAAUAAUAUUCAGCAACUCAUACUGUUUACAUUCAUAAGAAAAUAUGCAAAUGUAUUACGACAAUAUGUUUCCAAUAAUUGUACGUAAGCUUAAUAAUAUAAUAUCCAGAAUAUGCACUUCACAGACAACAAUAAGUAAUUAGACGCAUCAGAUUGCUCAUGGAUACACAUUAAAAAAAUAUAUAAACCUAACAGUCACGAAUGCCAUUUUCAAUAUCGAAAUAAGUUAAGUUACUUAUUGAUCUUAAACUAUAUUUUAUGAUAGAGAUACCUACUGAAAAUAUUUUGCUUAUUUAACUGUACAUUUUUACUAUCUGUUUUGAAAUUUAUUUUUACGACUAUUUAAAAUGUACGAUGUAGCAAACAGUGCUCGAAUUGGCAAAAUUAAAGUAAGGAGAUUUUGUUUAAUUUUUUAAAAAAAAGCGUAUCCAUUACUUGUUAAACGUUAUUGAGCCGUGGAGGCUAUACCCGCCACUAUCUUAUACCCCUUUUUAAAUCAUAUAAAAAUAUUUAUAAAUAAUCAAUUAAAAAAAAUAAAAAAAAAUACAAGUUAAUAUAAGACAUAGGUAAUUACUGUACUUAUUAUAUUAUAUAAUAUAGUUAUAAAUAAUAAUAAACUCAAAAGGAUAAUAAAAAUAAAUAAAUAUAAAACAUUUAUUUUUAAUUAUUUGUUUAAAUAUUUCCAUAAAUGUAUUAUUAUUAGUAUUGCCUAUGUUGUUUUAUAUCUUCUAAUUGUAUCCUUUUUGGAUAACAAUUUUCUUCCACAUCUCUUUUACCACUUAUUAUCCAAGUUUUUAUCUAGCUACUUGGUAUAAAUCUAUUGAUGAGUGGACCAGUAGGUACAUUGUAUUAAUAACAAUAAUGAUAAUGAAAAUUAAAUUUAAAAAUAAUAAUCUUUAGAUUUAUGAUAACUGAUAAUAAAUAUUAUUGAAUAAUGAUAACAGUGGUAACUGACAAUAUAUUACAUAGGUAUUAUAAUUUUAAUAAUUUAUAAGACAAAUCAUGAUGGUGUUCCGCUCAUUAUACUGAAUGGUGAAGCGUCUCAUGCAUUUCCCUUAAAAAUAAUAAUAGGAAUAUGCGGAAAUUUGAUUGCAUUUUAGGGAGGGGGUAUAUUUAGAAAUAUUGUUACAAAUUAGGUAUCUAUUUAAUACUUUGAAAAAUUUUCAAUAAUUUGGGGGGGGAUUUCGAUUUUUUGGGGUGGGCUAAGCCCGCUCAAGCACCCCCUAAUGGCCUAAUCUCCGCCUAUAGGAAUAUGCUAAAAUUUCUGAAAAGUUAGUUGGAGUACUCCGCCCCUCUGCAACCUCCUCUCCCAAAUCGAGCACUGGUAGCAAAUAAUAUAAUUCUUUAUUAACAAUGUUCACCUAAUAUUUAUAAAUUAAUAUUAAUGAACAUAUAAAUAAAAAUGGUACCUAUUUCGAUAACAUAAUAUACUAUUUUUAGUUAUUUCGUGUUUAAAUUGAUUUUGGAAAGAUAAAUAAAACGAACAACAAGAUUUAACAAAUUAUAAUAGUUAUUACCUGGUUAUUAUUGUAUUAGAAAAUUUUUAGCUAGUGUAUAAUAUUAUGGUCAAUGAAAAAAGUUGAGUUUUUCUUCGUCAAAGUACCUAUUAACACACGAGUUGUUUCAAAUACAUUUUUAGUUUUUAAGAAGACAUAUUAAAUAAAUGUGAAUAAAAUAAAUCAAAUAGAUAUUUUAAUUAUAAAUAUCAUAAAUACUGCAGAACUUCAAUUAUUUUACAAUAAAACAGUAGUUCAUGAAAAAAAUGUACAGUUAUGUUUUUAAAGUAUUUAAAUUAUUUUUUUUAUGAGCUAUUAUACUUGUAUAAAUUAAAAUUUCGUUUAAGCUGUAUACAUUUUAUUGAUUUUGAUUUUAUUUAGUAAACGUCAAAAAACUGUGAGAUUUGAAUUCUUUGUAAUUAUUGUGAUAGAAUGUAUAUUAUAUUAUUAACAAUUAAGGAAAAAUAAAUUGUAAAAUCAAAAAAAUAAUAAUAAUAAGCAAAGUGUUAUAAUUUCUGAAAUGUGAAAAUAAUAAUAAUAAUACGCAAAAAUACACAAACACAUAUUCAGAUUGUAUAAUAUCUUAUAAUAAUAUAAUACAUAACAUGCCGAAUUUUUUUUGUUUGUUUAAAAUUUAUAGUAAGUUUAUUAUGUUAUGUAUAAUACGCUUAAAAUCUUUUAACAAUAUACAUAUAUAUAUAUAUAAUAUAUAAUAUAUUAGAUAUAUCUCGAUAAUUUCACGUUACCAUUUACGUAUGUGCUCGGAUAUAUUAUUAUUAUUAUUGAUAUUCGAUGAAAUUAUUAUUCAAGUCUUGUGUUCGAACAUUAUACCUUUUGUUGUUUAUGUAAUAAAGAGCGAGUGCAAUUGUGUUGAAAAUUAA
This is a messenger RNA of Rhopalosiphum padi (bird cherry-oat aphid), 5771 nucleotides long. RefSeq names its product 5-hydroxytryptamine receptor 1-like. The transcript is spliced from 8 exons. NCBI's taxonomy places the organism in Eukaryota, Metazoa, Arthropoda, Insecta, Hemiptera, Aphididae. Gene Ontology annotation, biological process: adenylate cyclase-activating adrenergic receptor signaling pathway. The coding region runs from base 1039 to 2535 and encodes 498 amino acids. Gene Ontology annotation, molecular function: G protein-coupled amine receptor activity. Gene Ontology annotation, cellular component: membrane. The record is from RefSeq and is a predicted model, not a curated record.